Molecule: messenger RNA, 6054 nt
Organism: Pygocentrus nattereri (red-bellied piranha)
Lineage: Eukaryota; Metazoa; Chordata; Actinopteri; Characiformes; Serrasalmidae
Gene: prr14
Product: proline rich 14
Exons: 9
Coding region: 173-4036 (1287 amino acids)
Source: RefSeq, a predicted model, not a curated record
AGCGGGUUGAAAUGGCGAAAGUUGGGCGGUGUGGAGAUGUCAUACAAACAACGGCUCCAAGGAUUUGAAAAAGAUAUAUACACAAACCGAGCCGAAGUCGUGUUUUGUUAGGGAAGCUGAAUGCUCGAUUAAGCUUGUGGAUUGAGGAGUUGCGAGGGAUAUAGUGGGGGUCAUGCUGACCUCUUCCCAAGAGCGUGUCCCUCGCAGUGUCACACCAAUGGAGGAAGAUGUCCUUUGUGCUGUUCAUCAUGAUGAACCACGACCCCAAACCGUCCACCGUUCUUCAGUUUUGAACAGCUGCGAUGAAGUCAGAAGGUCAUCUUCACGCAGAAGAAGUGGGCGGCUUCUCAAGGGCAAAGGCCAGACUGAGGAGAGAAUCAAACCGGAGAACAGUGUCAGAACACCUGAACUGCAGCAGAAGAACACCAGCCUCAUUAUGAAGGAGAGGGGCAGCUGGAAGAACCAUGAAGACAACGAAGAGAUUAUGGACAUGUGGCCUGCAGAUAAGACUGUGAGGAGCUGUAAGCGGAAGCUGGAGUUGCCCUCUAUAACCUCAGAGUCACACGUCUUGAAAAAUUCAUCCACUGUUCAGGAACACAGCCGUAGCUCCCUGGACAUGGACCCAAAAUGCCCAGAGAGCCCUCCACCAGCAAAGAGAUGGGUGAUUGGGCCCCUUCUUCAGUCGUUCAAGUCUAAGAUGGCAAGUUUCACAGAGAUCGUCAUGAGUCCUGUCCGGCUCUUCAAACCCACCGACUCGUCACUUUCAAACUCAUUAACUAGCCACUGUGAACAGCUGACUGGUUCCAAUAAAGAAAGUUCUUCAAUAAGUAAAGAGCAACAGCCUGAUGUAGAAAGAGAUGUCACGAAAGACUUGUUCUCUAAAGAAGAGACUGUAUGUCCACCUUCGAAAAUAUCCAUAGUUGUAGAGAGACUGAAUUUCAACACAAACUUAAGUAAUGAAAGUGAUUCAGACGAGAAUAAAGCUUUGGUUUCGCCAAGUACGUCAGACAUUCAGAGAAAUGGUGUCCAGUGUUUGUUGCAGUCCAUCCAAGAGGGACAUGGUUCUUUGAAUUCAAGUGCCAGAGAUUUGUCCUGUCAUGUUGAGCAGCCAAUGGGGCCUUCAAAUGAAUAUCAAAACAAAGUCUACAAUGCUACCUCAGUUUCUGAACAGAGUGGUUCUAAGUCAUCUCAGGAAAAGUCUAGAUUUUCAGAUCCAAGGCUUUUAACAGAUACACCUGAUACCAUUGACUUAAAGCUGGCACAUGUUGAAGUUCCUUGUCCAAAUACCUCGUGUUCGCUGUCUUUGACUAAAAACACAAAUAGAAAAGGCCUGAUGGACAGUGAGGAGUCCAUUUUGAGGAUGCCUAUCAGGACAAGCCCUAGAAAAAUGUCCAAACUGCCACUGGAUUCUAAUAGAUUGACACCUUUGAGAUCAGCUAAGAAAGUGUCUGUGACUUUAUCUGAGCAAAAUAUUUUAGUUGGUGCAACAAAAGUCUCAGAAUAUACACAUAACAAUAAGGCACGCAUUCAGCCUUUCUCCAAAGAUGAUGGAGUUCCUCCUCUGGGCUGUGAAAGAAAAAACAGGAAAACAGUACCUAAGAUAGAACUGGUGAGAUGCCUGGAGAAAGACAAAUUGGUCAAGAAAGUGAAAAGUUGUUCAGGGAGGACCAAAAUAGAAAACAAAGCGAACUUUGAACAAGAAUUCCCUGCUUCUAUACUAGCAAGAGUUCCUGUGAAUGAGACGUCCAUUCAGAUUGGUAAACGGAGGAAGGUCCAAGUCUCGGGUAACUUGACCCUUAGCAGUCGUGGUGGUGUUGAGAUGAUGAGUUUCGCCUCGGAGAUGUCAGGCUCUUGUGAAUCCCCAGAGAGAGACAAAAUAGGUCAGGAGAGAGUGUCUAGAAGUAGAAGUAGGAGGGAUGGAAAAUGUAGAACACCAGCCACCUUAGGGAUUGAGAAUGAUACUAUUGGCAGCUUGUCUUCCUCAGAUGCUUCAAAAAGUGCCUUGGUGGACAGCUGUUUGCAGGGUAACGGCACAAGUGGAAUGGGUGCGAGUGACUGUAAUGACUCCAACCCGGUGGAAGCUCGUCCAUCACUCAGAUCCAGAGGGAUGGUUACUGUUGGUGGUUCAGUCAAGUCUGUUAAAUCUUGGAAUGCAAGACAGAGAAAAACUGCAUGCCACUUUGAGUCUGGAGUGUCUCUAGGCUCAUCAACUGAACAGCCUGGAGAACCUUGGGCCAAAAAUGGGCACAGAGAUCUUGAGGAAGCAAGCAAUGCCACUGAUCAAGAACAAGCAAAAUUUGCGCAAAAGAACAAUGUUUGUCAGGCUAAGAAUAAAUUGGAUGCCUCAGCAGUUGCUUCAGUUCUGUCAUCUUCUAAAAAGCCUCUAGUUCAUGUCAAGCGAUUGGAAAGUAGAGAAGUUAAAGAUAUUGAUGCAGUUGAAGAGCCGAGGGUAUCAAUGUCUCUCACUCUGCAGGUUGGCACCAAAACAGAUGAACAAAAAGGCAGUGUAACACUGUCGCCUGUUCAGACCGGAUCUACGUCUCAGUGGCAGGCAGGAAGACCCAUUGAAAACUGCAGAACAACAAGAGGAAUGGGGAAAUGGGGCACCCCUGCAAAGGAGAUUAACACGUCCAAAACGGCACUGGUACACUUUAAAGAUCAAAGCUUCAUUGACAAGGAGCUUGGACAGUUGGGCAAAGCAAAAGAGAAAAAGAAAAGCAAAGUAGGCAGACCGAGAAGAAAGUGCAUCUCCUUGUUAAGGAAGAAAGAUGCUCGAGACGAUGAAGAGCAGACAAGAAAUCAAACGGAAGAGGCCAUCCCAGUUGUCUCAUCGUCAGGUAGCGGUUCCAGCCGCCUCCUGCGAAGCUUUUCCUGUCCCGACAUCCCUUCCCUCCUACAUGGUGACAAUGUGCCUUUGGCUCCCUUGCAUGACCAGAUUCCUCCUUCUCCACCCAAAAAGUUCUGCCCUGCACCACCAGAUGCUCAUCAUCCUCACUCUCCAUCCAAACGCGCCCGCAGGCACACGGUGUGUAGCGUGGAAAUAGAACGGGAAAUUGCACCCCGGUGCCUCCGCAAGGAAGUGCACCCCACUGGUUGGAGCAGUGCUUCCAACCAUGUGUACCCACAUUCACACUCCAGCUCCCUCACAGCCCUCGCUUCCUGUUUUCUGUCCAGUCCAUUAGCUUUCUUGUCCAAGAAAUCGAGCCAAGGACGUAGUGAUGAUGAUGUUGACCUUGCCUCCACUUCUCCACGUAGUUUCGUCAAGUCCCCAUCACCCUCUUUCCUGAAAUCCCCCACCUCCCCAACCCUCACAGCUAAUCCUGCUUUCUUUGCCAGUGUCCCUCCCACACCUGAGCAAUCCUCUGCCUCUGUAUCAUCUCCUUGCAGUGUAUUUGAGCCUGUUCCAGUGGAGGCUGAUGUGGUCCAACGAGAACGUGAGGAAGAUUCUCAGUCCAGCUUCAGUCUUAAGCUUUCAUCGAGAUCCAUUUCGGAGGAGAGAGCUUUGUCAGACUCUGAGAUAAAGACUGAUGACAAGCGAGAAGAGAGAAGAAAAGUAUCCUCUAUCCGCAUCCGGAAAACUCUACCCAAGCCUCAGUACAACCUCACGCCGAUGGGCCUUCCUAAAGCCAUCAGGAUAAAGAAAAAGGUGUUCAGCGUGGAAGAAAUCUACACAAACAAGAACUUCAGCAAACCCCCUGAGGGGCGUUUUGAGACCAUAUUCGAGGUUCCUCAGAGUCGACAAGACAGCUCCCAGUCCCUGUUUGGCCAGAAACGGAUGAAGCGCUUUAUUGAAUUCCCUGAACUGGGCGUGCCCAGGAAGCCAAGGAAGCCGAGGAAGCCUUUGGUUGGUGGAGCUGGGGUGGGCGGAGCUCAGAGGAAAGCAGCAGGGAAUUCUGGGAUCGGCAGAACGCGCAGAGGUGUCUGGGCCUCCUCCAGAGACGAAGAUGCACUGAAUCUGCAGGACCUGGAUUCGCUCUUGUGCUCAAAGCUGAAUGAGCUGGACUCCUGGAUGGCGCUGGAGCAGCUGGCCUACUGAAAACCUUUUUGUAGUUUUUUUUUUUUUUAUUUUUUUUAUUUUUGUGCACCCUUCUUUCUUGUUUUGUAGUUUUUUUGAUGUACAACCACUCGAAUAUUAAGCACAUCCAAGUAACAUUAAAAAUCUGCAGAAAUGUACAUUUUUGUACUUUAUGUAUACAUAUGUUGUAUGUUUGUAUAUUUGUAUAGGUCGGGUCUAGUAAUGCCAUUAUCUGUGUUUGAAGUGUUUUCGUGCUUAUUUGUUGCGUGUUUUGUGUUUAUAUCGUCGCUGUUAAAGAAAACUUUAACUCCUUUCUUUUGGUUUUGUUUUUUACUCCUAAGCUGCCCUUUUAUAUCCUGUGAGUAUAGACCAGCAGCACUCAUUAAAAUGAAGAACAUUUUUCCCCUUCAUCCUGUAGAAUAUUCAUAUUGGAGGCAUGUGUUUUUCCUAUGGCAGUGACGGUCAUAUGUCUCGCUGUUGUCAGAGCAAAACUUUUUUUUGUUGUUUUUAAAAAUUUUAAAAUAUCUGUUGUCCUUUCUAUUGUGUGUCAUUUUCAUGAUGAAUGGACCAAAAGAACCAGCCUAAAAUGACUCGGAAAGCCAUUUGAUUCCGUUGACUUGCAUUAAAAGUGAACUGUUUUUUCCGUCUCCUAUAAAGUUACCAUUUUGGAGAUACAAGGUUUUGUUUUUUUUUUUUUGUGGUGUUUUUUUUUUUUUUUGUUUUUUUUUUUCUUUUCUGACAACAGCGACAUGUAAAAGUUGAGGCACCCCUGAUCACAUUACAUGUUCUGAAUAUAAGUGAACACAUCCCCUAUGCAGAACAGUACAUUUUAAUACACUGUUACUGUUUAUUUGCUGAAUUUUACAUUGAGGGGAUAAAAUGUUAAAUAUGGCGGAACGUUAAGCCACGUUUUAUAUUCUGUCACCCCCCCACCAAAUGUUAAAAAUAUAAGAUGACAAAUAAAUUGGAGCUGUGCACUGAAAUUUGUCAUAUUUGUUUGGUCCCUACAGAGUAAGUUUUAUUUUGAAUUUUGAAAAUCACUUAUUUGAUCAGCGGUGCCUAAACUUGUGCGCACACACACACACAUAUACAUACAUAUAUAUAUACACACACAUACACAUAUGUCCCAUCACUGUCAGAGGAAAACCUCAUCAUUUCAUCUUUUUUUUUUAAAUCUUUUCAAAAACACCAGCUGUUUGUUGUGUAAGAAUUAAAUGGACUGAGAAUCCAAAAUGAUCUUAAAUCUAAUUGCAUUAACCAAGAUUAAGAUUAAAUGUAAACAUGUUACUUCCCCAGAAAAGAUGCCAUUAUGCAGAUUUCUAGUGUUUUCUUCUGACAGCGACUGUUUAUUUUUAUAUAUAUUAAAACAACUCAUUUUAUUCUCCUGAAUGUUUGAAAACAAGCACUUCAUUUCAAGUGUUUCAGCCCAGAAUUUCCCCGAUUCCUCUUUAGGAUAAAAGGAAAGAUUUUGCCUGUUGAAUUUCCAGACCCCUGUGAUUAGCUGGUUAAGAUGUAAAGAGUCAUUCUGAGUGGUUUUCUAGGAGAUGGUCUGUUCUAGAGUCAGAAUUGGCAACAGUGGUGGUGGUGGUAGGAACCAGACAUCUGAAGAGUUUAAUGCUUAUAGAUAAACACCAAUCAGGCAUAAUAUUAUGACCAACUCCUUGUUUUUACCCUCAUUGUCCAUUUUAGUCACUGUAGUCCAUCUGUUUCUCUGAUACUUUGUUAGUCCUCCACCCUGUUUGAGUAGCACUGCAGUGUCUCAUCCACUCGUACCAGUAAAACGUCAGCGUUGUGUACAAAUAGUGCCUGCUCUGUGAGGGUCCAUAGGGGUCCUGACCAUUGAAGAACGGGGUAAAAAGGGCCUUGACCGUUUGGUAGACGUGAAUAUUUUUCUACUAUAAUUUACUUAUUAUUUCCCCAACAAACAAAAUGUACAUUUUCAGUUUUUGACAUGAUUUCAGAAUGCCUGUUGCCCUUUACACUGUAUGUAAAUUUCUUGAUUAAUGGACAAAGAAACGGCCCAAAAUGAUUUGGAAAUA